Molecule: messenger RNA, 1701 nt
Organism: Corythoichthys intestinalis (scribbled pipefish)
Lineage: Eukaryota; Metazoa; Chordata; Actinopteri; Syngnathiformes; Syngnathidae
Gene: tm7sf2
Product: transmembrane 7 superfamily member 2
Exons: 10
Coding region: 61-1365 (434 amino acids)
Biological process (GO): cholesterol biosynthetic process
Cellular component (GO): nuclear inner membrane; endoplasmic reticulum membrane
Molecular function (GO): Delta14-sterol reductase activity
Source: RefSeq, a predicted model, not a curated record
GGUUGCUUUGGCAGAUGCACUUUGUUAGAUAUCCACCUACGUACUUCACACCAACCAGGUAUGAGGUCAAAGGGUCAAACCACCAAUGGCAAGGGUUCCCAUAACACUGAGAGGGAGUUUGGAGGAACCCUAGGGGCCGUUUGCAUUCCCAUCUUUCUACCGUUAACGGUGCUUUUCCUGAUUUGCGUGAGUCGAUCUUCUGAUGCAGCUCUUCUCCAGUGGCCCCUGCCCUUGCCCUCGCUUGAUCACCUGUGGGACCCUUUGGCUCCCGUCCUGCUCCUGGGUUGGAUAGCUUUGCAUGCUUUCCUGUAUAUGCUACCAUUUGGAAAGGUCUCUGAAGGAUUAGUGCUCAGGGAUGGAACACGCCUCAAGUAUCCCAUAAACGGUUUCCAUAGCCUGUGCAUCAGUGGUGCAUUGCUGAUGUUACUUCUGAUGUUUAAGGCUCCUUUGGGGCAUCUGUUCGAGCUGAUGCUGCCUCUGGCUAUUUGUGCGAUAGCAAUCUCCUUCCUGCUCUCCAUCUACCUCUAUGUUUGUUCCUUCUGGGCUCCUCCUCAUGCUCUUGCUUUGGGGGGCAACACAGGAAAUCCUUUAUAUGACUUCUUCAUUGGACGGGAGCUAAACCCUCGUAUAGGUCGUUUCGACCUUAAAUAUUUCUGUGAGCUCAGACCAGGUCUGAUUGGCUGGGUGGUCAUAAACUUUGGCAUGAUGAUGCAAGAGGUGGAACUUCGAGGAGCUCCCUCACUUGCCAUGAUCCUGGUCAACAGUUUUCAGUUGCUGUACGUGGCCGAUGCUCUGUGGAACGAGGAAGCAGUUUUGACCACGAUGGACAUCGUGCAUGAUGGCUUUGGCUUCAUGUUGGUCUUUGGCGACCUGGCCUGGGUACCCUUUACAUACAGCCUGCAGGCGGCCUUUUUGGUCAAGCAUCCACAAGCUCUCAGUCCACUGGGCGGUGCUUCUAUCAUCAUUUUAAAUUGUAUUGGAUAUUACAUUUUCCGAAAAUCCAACUCACAGAAGAAUCAAUUCCGGAGGAACCCCAAGCAUCCAAGUGUUGCAAGUCUGGAGACCAUCGCCACAGCAACAGGGAAACGUUUGCUGGUGUCUGGUUGGUGGGGUCUGGUUCGUCAUCCCAAUUACUUGGGUGAUCUCCUCAUGGCCUUGGCUUGGUCUCUGCCUUGUGGUAAAAAAAAACAAAACAAAAAAACACCUUUUAAUGCUUACACUCUAAUAUACUGUAAUUUUAGUCAUCCUGCAAACCACAUUUACAUAAAUUUGCAUAGCGAUUACACAUACUUCAAUUUUCAGUAUGAUAAAAAAGCGCAAAUUGCGACCCACAAUCGUUCUUCACUUCCUUCCAUCAUCAGAUGAAUGGUUGCGACUCAUGCUAGACACAGUAAAGGCCUGGUCUCAUUGUUCUAGUCUAGCGCGCGUAAAAAUGGAGGCUGUCAGUUCUUUGUUACAGCUCACACAUAAACAUGACGUGACUCAUUGUUUAGCUGCUUUUGUAAGUGAGAAGUACAAAAGUUGAGGAAAAAGAAAUGUGAAUAACACAAUGAGGUCGGAUGGACGGACAAACUAAGUGGAUGUUCGACCGAAAACAGAAAGUCUUUUCAUGUCAAAGUGGGGAAUGAUGACAACCACCCACCCACCCACUGUACAACUGGUUCAAUACAGCUAUUUACUAGAAUAAUCAUAGUCCUGUUU